AUGUCAUCCUCAGCAGGCCGUAGGACAAAGCCUGCUCACGUUCUCGACUUCUUCCACGAUAAGAAUGAUGAUUCUGCUUUAACGGUUUUCGCCAAUGGAGUACGUUUUCACGCCUUUGUCGAUUUCAAGAGGAUCAAGGGUGCUGCAGAGGGGAACGACAAGGCUGUAGAAGAGUACUCAAAGCUUAUCAAGAUGGUCAGGGGUCGUUCACAAAAAGACCAGCCGCAAAGAUCGGAAGAUACGAAGGCAGACCAUGGAGACGAAGCAACAUACUGCGUUCCCACUGCCGGAUCUCAUGACAGUGGUGUUGUACUAGAAGACAAUGACAAAGCAGAGAACGAUUCAGAGGAGAAACUUCAGGCCUGGAUACUCUCCCACCUGGAAGCCGAGAUCGACAAAUUCGCUCCAUCAAGGAGUGAGAUGCAAACAGCCAACGUAUAUGAUUGGUACCACCCCUCGACACACUUUUACGCUUUACAGUACACGGACGGCGACAUUGUACCAAGAGAACUGGAGGCGACACCUGCACUUCGAUUCAAGAUGGACAAUCUCCUGCCAAAUGUCACUCUACCAAAAAACAUCCUGAAUCUAAACAUACCCUCGAUCCAAGCAUCAGAGUUGGAAAUAGUCGAAACCUCUGGCCCACUACCCACCCUUGUCCGGCACAACGACAACCUUUACUUCCUCAAGGUUGUUGAUCCAACUCAGCCCGCGCCAACAAAACGCGAGAUCAAGAUCAUGAAGCACAUCGAGAAGCUGAACCUACACAAGGAGAUGCGAGUGCCCCAAGUCAAAGGUCUGGUAUCCUUCUCAAAUUCCAGAACCGAUAUCAUGGGAUUCCUACAAACACAUAUCGAAGGAGCCGAGCCACUUACUCAUCUUCUCGAUUCUGAUGUCCCUCAGUCCAAACGCGAUGGCUGGGCUACUGAAUCCGAGAAGAUGGUGAAGCUUCUACACAAACACGAUCUUGUGUGGGGCGAUGCCAAAGCUGACAACUUCAUGGUGGAUAAAGACGACAAGCUUUGGAUCAUCGACUUUGGAGGCAGCUACACAGAAGGAUGGAUAGAUCCCGAGUUGAAUGAGACCGUCGAAGGCGAUGACAUGGGCACGAAGAAGAUCGUGAACGCAUUACAUGAUCCAGAUGCGAACACGUUUGAUCUUGACGACACCACGGCGGCUGAGGAGAAUGGUCUCAAACGCAGGCAUUCUGAAGAAGAAGAUCAAGAAGAAGUCUAUACUGACAAGAAAGCAAGGGUGGAGUAA
Messenger RNA from Aureobasidium namibiae CBS 147.97, 1263 nucleotides. RefSeq lists its product as uncharacterized. Gene Ontology annotation, molecular function: protein kinase activity; ATP binding. The transcript has 2 exons. Gene Ontology annotation, biological process: protein phosphorylation. The record is from RefSeq and is a predicted model, not a curated record. Lineage: Eukaryota; Fungi; Ascomycota; Dothideomycetes; Dothideales; Saccotheciaceae. The coding region runs from base 1 to 1263 and encodes 420 amino acids.